CUUGAACUAUUUGGCCGUUGGUAUAAAUCAAGACAAUAAUAUUCACAUAGAUGCCUUUCCUAAAUCUUUCAUGGUACUCAUGAUUGGUUCUUUUUUUGCCCCGAAUUGGGUUUCAUAAGUGUUUUCGAAAAUUCUAGCUUCGAAAAUUUUCUUUUAAGCGGCCCCACUUUGCACUUACAUAGGUGACAUUCUAUUAAGAGUAUUUAGCCCUACGCUACUUAAUAUAAUCAAGAUACAAGAAUCAUUAAAAUCAUAUCUUAACCUUUAACAUUCUGUAGAAAGCACUUUAAUUAUCAUAGGAAUGAAUGAGGAAAUAUUUCCCUGAGCGCCAAUGUCAUUUUUUCAUUCCGGAGCGCCAAUGUCAUUUUUUCAUUCCGCAGAAAACACUUUAAUUAUCAUAGAAAUGAGUUAGAAAGUAUUUCCCUGAGCGCCAGUGUCAUUUUUUCAAUGAAGACUUUUUGCCCGCCUGUCACUCAUGUGUCGCGCGAGCAUUAGGCGAGCGAUGGAGUUGAGAAAUUUUUCGGCAAGUUUUUACUCUUUUCUUUCCAAAUUUGGACCACAAUUUCUCGUUCAUUUGGAAUUGAUUUUGAGAUUCUAAAUAUGCCAGGAUGAUCUAUUGGAUGAGUAGAAUAAGAUUGUUAAUUUAUAUUUAUAAUUUGGAUCAAGUUUGAAUAUUUGGUCGAAGUUAACAUAAAGUUAGUUUUCAUGCUUAACCAAAUUUUUCAAUCUUUAAACCAAAUUCCAAAAGAUGAAUCCAACAAAUGCUCCACUCUCAGCUAAUUAUUGUCCAAUUUAAUCUUUGUACGAAUAUUUUAGGGACUAGCCAGCAUGCUCAUAGUUGGCUCAUUUCUUAUGAAAGCGAAGAAGAAUGAAUAUGAUUGAGUCCACACUAAAAACCGGAGUUCUUCAUGAAUGGAUUGGUUCCUUGCACACUUUAAGAUGCUGUCUCCCUUGACGGGAAAAAUGAGAAAUUUAUGAAUGUGCUUUAUGUAUAAACCGUUAAUAUUUUGCAUAAUAGACCGAAGGAACUCAAACUCACAUAGAGUAUAAAACACGAUGGAAACAAUCUGUGCAUAUGCACAGAUUACACCAUUUCAUUCAACUUUUCAAAGCUUAGUUAUCUUGAAUAGGCUAAUGUGCGACUAUAGAUGUAAUUAUAAAUUGAUUAGGCUAUUGAAGUUUUAGAUUUGGAUCUUUGGUCACUUCUGGUUGAUGAGACAUCCGACGAUGAAAAUGGAAAAGACUUAUUCUGCAACAAGCAAGCUAGAGAAAUUUAUAGCAAUAAGCUGGCUUUAAAGCAGGCGGCACAACAUAAUGUAAAAAGUUCUAUAUUUUCUACUUCUAAUAAGAAAAUUAAGUAACUGUGUUCUCGAGAAUUACAAGAUCAAAAUUCCUAUAUGGAUAUAGAUGUUCUAACACAAUUUCCAUCUCAUUAUUCUUUCUGCAGGAAAUGUCAUUACUAAAACAUCUUUAUGUUGAUAUGGAGCCUAAGUUUAUGUCACUAAUAUCUUGCUGGUCUGCAACCAUUUCAGAAAUUUUCAGCUACACGGCAUGCAGGCAGUUAUCGCAAAUGUUCUUUGCUAUAUUCUUCUUUCACAUUUCAGAACUCAUUCUAGCAAUUGCCAUUCACGGGAAAACGAAUGUAACUCUCAGCUCUCUUUUAAUAAGCAAAAACUAUAUCCUGGCAAUGAUUUGUUCAGUGGUAGAGUACAUUGUUGAAAUUUAUUUCUUCCCGGGGUUGAAGGAACACUGGUGGAUAAGCAACACUGGCCUUUUGAUGGUUAUUAUUGGCGAAGUUAUAAGAAAGUUGGCUAUAGUUACUGCUGGUAGGUCGUUCACUCAUCUCAUAAAGGUACAUCACGAGGAGCAUCAUAAAUUGGUCACUCAUGGAGUCUAUGCAUAUAUCCGACACCCAAGUUAUUGUGGUUUCUUCAUCUGGUCUGUUGGAACACAAAUAAUGCUUUGCAAUCCUUUAUCCACACUUGCAUUUGCACUGGUGGUUUGGCGUUUUUUCCAACAACGGAUACGAUACGAGGAAUUUUUCUUGCGGCAGUUUUUUGGUUCAGAAUACGAGGAGUAUGCUAGACUGACUCAUUCUGGGAUUCCUUUUCUCAAGUGACGCCUAAUUCAAUAUUUUUAUAUUUUUAAUCAUGUUUGUAUCUUGUAAAAAUCUUGCCUUUCUUAACUGAUAAAUGAAAACUGGUUCCUUUGACAAUUCUUUGUUGUGCAUGUGUUUUGACUGUA
Messenger RNA from Olea europaea var. sylvestris, 2244 nucleotides. RefSeq names its product protein-S-isoprenylcysteine O-methyltransferase A-like. The transcript has 2 exons. The coding region runs from base 1451 to 2119 and encodes 222 amino acids. NCBI's taxonomy places the organism in Eukaryota, Viridiplantae, Streptophyta, Magnoliopsida, Lamiales, Oleaceae. Gene Ontology annotation, cellular component: membrane; endoplasmic reticulum. Gene Ontology annotation, molecular function: protein C-terminal S-isoprenylcysteine carboxyl O-methyltransferase activity. Gene Ontology annotation, biological process: C-terminal protein methylation. The record is from RefSeq and is a predicted model, not a curated record.